AUGCAGUUCUCUCACAUUCUCUUGGCUGGUCUUGUUACCACCGUUUCCACCGUCAUGGCCGCUCACUGCCGGAUCGGAAGCGCUACCCGUGCCGACUGCUGCUGGGGUGGCGAGGAUGGCUACAAGUCCUGCUGGCGCCAAAACAAGGACUCGUCCUUCUGCAAGUCCGAUUCAGCCAACUACUGCACCAACGUUGAUGGUCCUAGCGGAGCCAAGAUGUCUACCACUUGUACUUCGUUCAAAAUGCAGUUCUCUGUCGCUCUUACCGCCAUCCUCUCGGCAAUCGCCGUUCCUGUUGUUCUUGCUUCUGAGUGUAAAGUUGGAUUUAACAACCCCCGAACAGACUGCUGCUGGGGAAAGGGUCAAAAGUCCUGCAUGAACCAGAACGGCGACGCAGUUUGGUGCGCAAGUAAUUCUGCCAACUUCUGCUACAACGUCAAGCGUCAGGGUACUGAUAUUCCCGUCUCUGACACAUGCGACGCUGAUUGCUGCGAUACAAAGACCGGCUGGGGUAUUGGAUGCCCCAAAUAA
Messenger RNA from Colletotrichum gloeosporioides, 531 nucleotides. RefSeq lists its product as uncharacterized. The transcript has 6 exons. The record is from RefSeq and is a predicted model, not a curated record. Bases 1 to 531 code for a protein of 176 amino acids. Lineage: Eukaryota; Fungi; Ascomycota; Sordariomycetes; Glomerellales; Glomerellaceae.